AUGACGGUCAUCACUCCCUUGUACUCGAUGGUCAACCGUCUGGGUCAAUUGGCUCUGCAGGACGGCUCCGACCCGUCUCCCAAGGCCCACUUCGAACUGCUUCGUAUGAUCGACCAGUUAAGGUUGGCCGUGGAAACUCCGACGGAAACCGUGCUGCGUCUGAUCUACCAGCCUCCGCAGAAUGCGGCGCUUCGCGCGGUCGUGGACCUGAAAAUCUUUCCUCUCCUGGUCGAGAAGCAGGCCAGAGAGGGUCUCUCUGCCGCGCAACUUGCCGAAUUCACCGGUGCCGAGAAUGACCUGAUCGUUCGGUUAAUGCGCGUCAUGGUGUCUCUGGGUCUUUGCACCACCCCGACCGCCGAAGUGUACCGAGCCAACGACAAAACAGUAGCUUUGACUCAGCCCAUUGGCAGGGAUGGAGUGCCGUGCAUAUACGAUCUCACGGUCCCAACCCUGAGUAAACUGCCCGAGUAUCUGCGAGUCCACGAGUACACCAAUCCUCAGGAGUAUGCCCGCUCCCCGAUGCAAUGGGCAGUGGGCCAGAGCCAGUUCGAGUGGUUGGCCAAUAACAAGAAGCAUCAAACCCUGUUCAACUCGUACAUGGCGAGUCGCCGACAGGGACGGCCGAUGUGGUUCGACGUGUACCCCGUGGAGCGGCUGAUGGGACCCGCCGUGCCUUACGAGGACACGGUCUUUCUAGUGGACAUCGGAGGCAAUCAGGGACACGAUCUGAGCCGAUUCCGGCAAAAGUACAGUCAUCUCCCCGGGAAGCUGGUUCUGCAGGAUUUGCCAAAGGUGGUUGAUGGAGUAUCCGGCCUGGAGGGGAUUGAUGUGAUGGGAUACAGCUUCAUGGAUCCCCAGCCCGUCAAAGGCGCUCGAGCGUAUUACUUCCGCGCCAUCUUCCACGACUGGCCCGACCACAUUUGCCAGCAGAUCCUGCGCAACACCAUCUCGGCGAUGGCGCCCAAUUACUCCCGGAUCCUGAUCGUGGACUUUGUCCUGCCAGAUACCGAGACUCCUCUCAUGCAAGCUUCCCUGGAUAUUCAGAUGAUGAGCAUCGGGGCUGGAGUCGAGCGCUCGGAACGCCAGUGGCGAGAUCUACUGCACAGCGUCGGCUUGGAAAUUUCAGGGAUCUGGAGCCAAAGUCCGGGAAUGGAAUCGGUGAUUGAAGCAGUUCCUCUGGAGAGUACAUGA
Penicillium cinerascens is the source of this 1191-nucleotide messenger RNA. RefSeq lists its product as uncharacterized. Gene Ontology annotation, molecular function: O-methyltransferase activity. The record is from RefSeq and is a predicted model, not a curated record. The coding region runs from base 1 to 1191 and encodes 396 amino acids. The transcript has 4 exons. Lineage: Eukaryota; Fungi; Ascomycota; Eurotiomycetes; Eurotiales; Aspergillaceae.